This is a messenger RNA of Penicillium cinerascens, 1068 nucleotides long. RefSeq names its product sterol desaturase family protein. Gene Ontology annotation, molecular function: C-4 methylsterol oxidase activity; iron ion binding. The record is from RefSeq and is a predicted model, not a curated record. The transcript has a single exon. NCBI's taxonomy places the organism in Eukaryota, Fungi, Ascomycota, Eurotiomycetes, Eurotiales, Aspergillaceae. Bases 1 to 1068 code for a protein of 355 amino acids. Gene Ontology annotation, biological process: ergosterol biosynthetic process.
AUGUCGACACAGACAACGCAGACAACCGCCGUCAAGCGGAAUUCCGCAGAUUCCAUGGUGUCCACCUGGCGCCAUGACCGAUCUCAGUGGCAAUUCUGGCACUGGAUGAUUGAGCUCCUGGGCUUACACCUCGUGGACCUCGAUGGAGAAGUGCCAGUUUUCUCCAAGACAGAGAAAAUUCACUCCACCCGAGAAUGGACAGUCCACCUAUGGAUUCUACUACACGCUGCGAUCCCGCUCGCGCUUCACCACGCGUAUACGACUUACACAGGCCAGAAUCUCAAUAUUUUCGCUGCGUUCGCAUUGUACUCCAGUGCUUUCAAAUUAAACGGCAUCCACGAAAUGCACAUCAUGCGCCGCCUAGGUCAACGGUAUGGAUUUUUGGAUGGUGAUAAACAUCCACGGGAUGAAAUACCCGACGUUGGUGUUGGCAAGGUUAUGCGAGAGCUUAUGUCCACUUCAUCAUUCCGCGUGAUAAUGGCCAUAUACCUUACCUACCAACCGAGUGAGACACCUUCAUCGAUGCAGUGGAAAUGGUUACCUUUGGAGAUCGGCCUCUACAGCAUCACAGUCGACUUUUGGUUUUACUGGUACCACCGUUUGAUGCACUCGAUGGGUCCGUUGUGGAAAUUCCACCGUCGUCACCACCUCACAAAGCAUCCUAAUCCCUUGCUCUCUGCCUACGCCGAUCAUGAGCAAGAGUUUAUGGACAUCACUGGCAUUCCGCUGCUUGCUUAUACCACGUUGAAGAUUCUUGGAGUGCCUAUGGGAUUUUACGAGUGGUGGAUCUGCUUCCAAUACAUUGCCUUCUCGGAGUUCAUGGGACAUAGUGGUCUCCGAAUCCAUGGCGGUGCACCCUCUACUUUGAAUUGGCUGCUGGAACUUUUUGAUGCGGAGUUGGUGAUUGAGGACCAUGAUCUUCACCACCGCUAUGGAUGGAGAAAGAGUCACAAUUACGGCAAGCAAACUCGCUUUUGGGACAAAAUAUUUGGAACUUGCCAUGACCGCAUUGAGAGCGUGAAAGGGAAUGUCGAUUACGCAAAUCGUGUAACAAUGCCUCUUUUAUAA